Paramuricea clavata is the source of this 3215-nucleotide messenger RNA. The record is from the annotation of a GenBank genome assembly. NCBI's taxonomy places the organism in Eukaryota, Metazoa, Cnidaria, Anthozoa, Malacalcyonacea, Plexauridae.
AUGGCGGACACAGAUUCGGUUUUCGAAUUCUUGCACAUGCAGAUUGUAGAGUAUAUACACGACGUUCAUGGCAAAGAAAGCGAGGUACAGAAUUGAGCGAGGAUUUAUUCAUGGCUAGUUGAACGAAUUAUUGCCAUAUUGCAUUUUUCUUUUUUUUUUUUUUUUUAAAUUAGUGAUCACUGACUUUCGCUGUCACUUUUGCAGUUUUGCUUUGACUUUGUUUACGUUUUGCUUGUAGACAAGUUGUAUGUUUGUUAGCUCCCAAAAGAGCUUCAGUUUUUGUGAUGUAAUCUUAUAAUCUCCUGAGAAUAGAUGUAUUGUAUAACAUGAAUUUGUCCGCCAGCAAAAUGUAAACAAACCAAGCUUGGCAAGCUACUAAGCUAGUGUUAAAGCUAGGAAGCUUAGAGGCUAUAUCAGAACCUGUGACAACAUACUAGAUGAACUCGAAAGACUUGAUUGCACUUCCUUGGUUGAAACCGAAUAUUGAAAUAGAUGAAUAAUCCAAGUGAUGAUAUAUAACUCUUAAUGGUUGCGAAAAAUCGAAAAAUGUAACACUACGUGACUAGGUCCUCUGGUAGAAAUCGAGCCUGUGGCCGUGCAAUUCCUGUGCAGCGCUCUAACCAACUGAGCUAAUACACGCUUCCAGAAAGAAUGUCACCUUGGCUAUAGAGCCUUGUUUUUAAAAUUCAGACGUUCGGCGUAAACUAACUAAUGUCACAUAUCCAAAAACAAGACCCAUUUAAAUAGCCAAAGUGGACUACUUUCUGUAAGGGUGCAUUCUGGUAAACGCUUGCCAACUGGCCUGUAUUAUUUUACUUUGUCCACCACAAGACAAUUUUACUUGCCAAUGGAAGAGUGCUCUCAUAUAAUGGGUUUACAGUAAGCAAUAAAAAUAAUGGCCCCAGCCCUCUGUUAGAGUUCAACUGUAAAUUUCAAAUAGAACUGUUCACAAUGUUCUACCCAAAACAAUACAUAAGCCAUGAAUCUGGUAAAUGUCAAUAGUUCAACUGCUAAACACAUUUCUAACUCCCUCACCCCGCCCCACUUUUAUGUACAUAUUGAAUAUUGACAUAAAUAUUUUGAAUACAGAACAAUGCUACAACUAAAUUGGAAGAAAUGGGCUUUACCAUUGGACAAAGACUAGCAGAGAGGUAGGAUUAUAAUAACCAGGGCAGUAAUUGGUGUUAUUGCUAAAUGUUUAUCAUUUGUUUUGUUUAUUAAUUGUCUUCCAGAUUCACAAAGGAAACAGCAAGAUUUAAAGAUGAUUUAGACGUGAUGAAAUAUAUUUGUAAAGAAUUUUGGACUGCUUUAUACAAGAAACAGAUUGAUAACUUAAGAACAAACCAUCAGGUGCUAUAUAUAAUCGAAGCAUGGGCAGAUUUUUUGGGGGCGUAUCCCCCUCGAGGAAAUAUAAGCCCCUCCCUCAUCUUUCUUAGAAAAGGUCAGUACCAUUCCAUGCAUGUCCAAUGCCUACCUCCUACCAAAUCUGGAAUGGAAUAUGAUUUAUAAUGAUAUAAUUGUUAGUGUAAGGGCCCUGUAACUAAUUGCAGCCCCGUCAUCAGAUGAGCCGGAAUGUUUCGCUUUGACAAGGGAAUAAGGGAUAAUCUAGAAAUGUGUAGGGGAUAUUUACUGGAUAUGUAUGUAAAUUUGUACAUAUACAGUAAUAUAAAUAUUUUAUUUUAGGGUGUAUUUGUACUACAAGACAACAGAUUUAGAUUACUCACACAGAUCUCAGAUACUGAAGAGUUUAUUGUUCCUGCUGCAAAGGUUCUCUUUUUUUACCUAUGAAAUAUAGUUGCACUCAACUAGGAAUAUUAUAAAAUUAAAACACUACAAAAUAGUGCUGAUUUAGAAUGAAAUUUUUAGGUAAUAGAUAAUGAAUUACGAUUGCUAAUCUAAACAAAUCUUAAUGUAAAAAAACAUUGUGAAACUCGUUAAGUAAUAAUUCAUGAAGAAAACACAAAAGAAAUCAUGAGCGUGAAGGAGUUUGUAUAUCUGAUACAGAAUCAUGUUGAUUUACAUAAACUUUAAGUUCAGUUUUCUCACCAAAUAUCGUUCAUUUAUUUUAAAUUGUUGAAGAAUAUGAAUGUUCUCAUGAAGACGUUUCACAAGCCAUUUACAACACUCGCGUCCGUAUUGUGUUGGAUAUAUACAAACUCUCGCCUUUUGACUCGAAUUUGUAUAUUCUCGAGUUUGUAUAUCCAACACAACACGUCCGCUCAUGUUGUGAAUAGUAGUAAAAGAAAACAAGCAAAAUCCGCGUCAUUUGAAGUCCCUGAAUUUACUGAGAAACGUCUUUGAAAGUCCUUGAAUUCCGUCUUCACUAGAGGGUGGAAACCCUGCAUUGAUGCGCAUUUUGCUUGUUCACAGGUUUUCAACAAUGGUUUUUACUACAUCACCAAUGAUUUUUACCAUAUGUGGAAAUUGGGUUGCAAGCUGCAUGACGUGAACAUGGUUUUAAAAAAAGCUCUUUAUUUUUCUACAGUAUCUAUCGUUGCCAUGUGGGUUAAUCCGCGGUGCGUUAGCUAACUUAGGAAUACCAUCAAUUGUUGGUGCAGAAAUAACGACAAUGCCAAUGUGUAAGUAUAUUCACCUAUUAUUUCACUCAGCUAGCCCUGGUUGACUUGUGUAACACUGUACUGUAACAGAACUUUCGACUGGACAUGAAAAUUGGUUGACAAAUGUCCGGAAUAAAAUCCACUUGCCAUCAGGUCUAGUUUUGUCCUAACAUAUUAGCAAAAUUGGAAGCAAGUCAUUGCAGUAAGGAUUGCUUAAUCAACAUUCGAAUCCUAUGUUUUUCUUAACAAAGUCAUUUGAAGACUUAAUCAUGAAGUGAUGAUUUUAGCUUUUUUGCUCAAAAGAAUCAAAUGAACAGAAUGCAUAACAUACUGCAAACAAGCAAACAGUUUUGUGUAGCAACUAAUUUCUGGCAAAACAAUUUGCCCGAUCGGGCAUCCCAGGCAAAGGGAACUUCUACUUGCCCAUAAUGAUUUUUACUUGUUCUGGGCAAAGUUAAACCGAUCUUUUUAUGCUAGCCCUGAACAAAAUUUUUAUUUUCAAGUUAUACUGAAUAACAUAUUAUUAUCUUGUUUUCCAUAUAGGCAAAUUCACAAUCAACAUCCAGAAACAUUAAAGCAUUAGGGACCAGUCAUUAUUUAUGGCGGGGGGUGGCACCGAAGAGAAAUGUUUUUCGUGGCAAAAAUUUUGCUGACCCA